AUGGCUUCAUACACGGAGUCGGAGCCGGUGUUCACCAACCGAUGUGAGACCGUUGGCCUAGGCGGUGAGGCCCUGACCAAAUUGAAGGCGCUGCGUCAGAUUCCGAGCUCAGAAGCACUUGGGAAGGAGAGUGAUGCAGGCCAGAAAGCAUCCUGGCGCAGGCUAUUCCAUGAAGCUUAUGCCGUGGCUACUCAAGAGCUUAAGACGAUGGCCGAGCGGCCAGAUGAGCCAGGGCCAAGGCGUCUGUCACAGCCAGAGAGAGCGGAGAGGUACCGAAUGAUCAAGGCAUCUGUUUCAGGGAUCGAUAUCAAGGAUCGGAACGAGCCGAGCGAUGCAUUGCUGGACUUGUGUGUGGGCAUCUACGAAGGGAAUCGCUUUCGCUAUGUUUCUUGGGAUCGUUGCACAUCCAAGUCCCAGGAGCUCUCGAGUGAGGCGAAGCGUGACAGCAUGCUCACUGUGGAUUCCCAGGGGCGCUUGAAGGCUGAAGCUAAGAGCGAUCACAUUAAAGCUGACACGAGUUCGGAGAUUUUGUUGCAGUUCGCACUCUUGCGAAGAGGUCUUGCAUUGGAAAUGUCGAACUUGCUCGACUUUCGUUUGCAUCGCAGGUGGGCCGAAAAAUUGAUAGAGACAAGGAUGGCCGCCCAACUCGACACGCAUUCGCAAGUGUCUUUCGCCCAAUUGGAGGCGUCGGACCAGAAGUUCUUCCAGGAAUUAGCGGACAGGACUCGCGAUGGAGUCCAGGCCACCGCCCUCGGUCGCCCGUUGGACGACUGCUUCGACGAAGUUUUCAAUUUGCCAGAGGUCACGCAUGUGAUGCAGCCGCUGCCUAAGCCUAGCGGUCGUGUGGAGCCACCUCCGAAGCCGCGCUGGAGCCCGUAUGAUCGUCCCUCAAAGGGUGGUCGGAAAGGCAAGAGCCCAGGCACAGGUAAAAGCACGCCAAGGAUGCCCAGGGAGCUUGUUGGCUGCAAGGCAUGCACCAAUCGGGGCGACCCAAUCUGUUUUGGGUAUGGCUUGAAAACUUGCUCUGAGCAAGUGAAGGGCGGUCGCUGCCCAAAGGGGCUGCACGUAUGCGCCGUGGGUCAAGAUGAGAUGGCGGCGAUGCCAUCAGUGAAGGGAAGUGGGCAGCUCGGAGUGGGCUCGCCCAAGCGAGCGCGGUCAAGGGACCGUGCUACCGCACAAGCUGUUGAUUCGGCCGAGGGGUCGGAUUCUGAAUCCUCAAUUUUCGCUGCUGAGCAAGUAGCUGCAGAGCCUAUACUUUGUAAAGAUCCUGAGCAAUUUUCUGCUGCCGCAUCACUUAAGAAGCCUUUAGAUCUCAGAGAUGUCGUGACCUUGUGUGAUUUGCUGGAGAGUGAAAUCCCGGCAAGAGGGAACAAUUCUGAUGACGAGUUCAGCUGGAGCACAGGGGCGUAUGUGCAUGGAGGUGUUCACGGAUGCCGACAACAUAUGCAUCAGUUCCCAGUGACCUCCGCAUUCCUUGCGAAGGUCUUCAAGGAAUACCACCCGAGGCUUCCAGUGACAUCAUUGUCUUUGACUCGCAAUGUGCGAACAGCCUUGCAUCUGGAUGCAAACAAUGCAUUGUGCUAUCUGAACGGCUUGAUUAAGGUUUCGGGGUUUAGGGGAGGGGGUUUGUGGGUCCAGGACGCAAGCGGGGACACCGUGUGCCCCACCGAUCCUUCUCUUCUGGGCUCACACCUCGACUUCAGAGACUCCACUCUUGCCUUUGAUCCGCAUAAGAAGCACCUUACAUUGCCUUGGACGCAGGGCCCACGUAUCGUUCUAAUCGGUUUUGUGGUCAAAGCCACCGCUGAGAUUCCAGAUCAAGAUGCCGAGAUGCUGCUUCGAGCCGGUUUCAAUUUGCCAUGUCAAGAUACAGCGACUUCUCUGUGUCAGCUUGGAUCGCAUAGUACCUUCUCUGGACUGUCUUCAAGAUCCUUAGUCCCGAAGGCAAAGAGCUCCCGCGGAGCUCCUCUUGCGAUCCAACUUUGCGCCGGGUCAGGCCUUCUGUCAGCUUCCGUCAAAGCUGCAAACAUAGACACUUUGGCGGUUGAUUUUCACGGGAAUCGAUCUAGGCCUUAUGUGCAUGUUGUCGGCCUCGAUCUUACGUUGCCAGCCUCUUGGGAGUACUUGACGACCGUUCUUGAAACCAGACAAGUUGUUCAUGUACAUGUGACUCCCCCAGCUGGGACCACGCGACGAUCGCGUGCAAAGCAGUCGCUUCGAAGUGCUUCCCACCCGUGGGGUGUGCCAGGUCAGGAUUCGUCUGUGUUGGCUCGUCUCCAGUCGGCCAACCGCAUCUUUAUUCAGCUGGGAGCCUUUUUGCUUCGGGCUCGGGAACUUGGGGUGGCGUUCUCGCUUAUGCACCCCAUGUCCUCUUGGCUUUGGGAGCUGCCUCCCUUCGCCGACCUGCUCAAGGUCUCUUCUGAGGUACCAGUGUAUCUGAUGUCUGACUUGCACAGGCUCCAGCAUUUUCGCUUAGUGUACACCUUGUGUGACCUGUCAUCGCUUGCCGCGGCUGACAGAACCGAUGCCAUGACGCAGAAACUCUUCUGUGAUCGUUUUGCUGCUGCCUUGUCCACUCAGGUUGCUGCCUCGGGUUUAGGCCCCUCCCCUCUUAGGCUCCCCGAGGUCCGUGCUGCGGCGCAAAACCAACCGAAGGCAUCCAAGCUGCCACCGCUUGUGCCAGAGUUUGCCUACACGCAACGUUUGACGUGUGAAGGCCCUCCACCUUUGGAUGCCAAGAAGCAGCUCACGCAUCCGUGGAAUGGCGUUCCCAAACAUGCCCGCCUCCUGCGCUCUUCCACUUCCGAAGGGGGGGCGACUGAGGAAUCCGCGCAGCAAGCGACCAACAUCUCUUCGCAGAAGCCUCGCCAUACUGAGUAUGUGUUCGGUGUGUAUCGCGAGCCGGUGCAAUUUGUGUAUCAGGCUGUCGCACUUCAGCAUCCGUUUGAUGCCGCCAGAGCUCUUCCGGAUAAGCUUGUUCGUGUGCUCUUUGCCACGUUGACCAAAGGUCCCUUAUGCAUCAUGCGAAACAGGUUACUCCUGCUGCAAAAGUGGAAUCAGUGGGCAAAGGACCUUCGCUCAGAUGAGGCCUCUCUCCAGGCCUCCCUGCAUCCUUCGGUCCGCAAGGUUCUUCAGGGAAAGAAGCUGCUCCUUCUUGACAAGAUUGCAAGAUCACUUGACUGGCCCGACAAACACCUGCAUCGUGACCUGUGUGCAGGGUUCAAGUUGUCAGGUGUUCCUGAUCCUACAGGUGUUUUUGAGCCGGACCACAAGCCUGCCUUGUCUUCAGAGGAGCAAUUCUGGGACGCUGCCGAAGUUUUGAAGCAUCAGCUUUGGGCACGGGUGAGGGAGCAGCCGGCUCAGGAGUACGACGCGGAGCUGGCCGAAAUCACACUGGGCGAAACCGAUGUAUCUGGAGGAAAAGGAUGGCUCGAGGGUCCUUUGUCAUUCUCUGAGCUCCAGGAUCGCUUUAAAGGCCAGUGGAUGCCGUGCCGAAGGUUCGCUGUAUGGCAAAACAAGUGGAGGCCCAUCGAUGAUCUUAGCGAGUCGGGGCUCAAUGCAACAUUUGGCUGCCAUGAGAAGAUUCCGCUUAGGGCUUUGGACGAGGUGGUCUGGAUUUGCACAAAGAUAAUGCAGGCUGCCUCUGCUAGGGGCGAUGUCACGUUGCAACUGAGCUCGGGCGAAUCCUUGAAAGGCAAGCUGCAUGAACAUUGGGCCGACAAGGAGAAGAUCAGACCUGUCACUACAACAUUUGAUCUUAAAUCCGCUUACAAACAGCUUCCUCUUGCACCGGAGGAGCAAAGUAAGGCGAUAGUCACCAUUCGACAUCCGUCGCAGACCGAGCCGUCCGGCUACAUAUGCCACACUCUUCCUUUCGGAGCCUGUGGAUCUGUUCUUCACUUCAACAGAGUCUCGGCUCUGCUGAGAAGGAUUAUGCUUGAGAUGGAGAUCUUGACGGCGCUCUACUAUGACGACUAUCCAGUAGUGUCGCCAUGCCUCCUUGGCAACAGCACGGCAGCAGCCUUCACUUCAGUAAUGCGCCUUUUGGGGUUUAGGAUUGCUGAUGAUAAGGAUAAGCCUUUUUCGACGCGCUCGGAAACUUUGGGAGUUGUCAUAGACACGUCGGCUGAAGAUAUGUCGGGCGUGUCUGUGUGCAACAAACCUUCGAGGUCGCAGGCCAUCGCCGUUGCCAUUGAGGAGAUUAUCACCAGAGGGCACGUUGCACCUCGUGAGUUGCCUUCUUUGUUCGGCAGACUUCAGUUCGCCGAGGCACAGAUCCUUGGCAGGAUGGGCAGGUUGGCAAUUCACGAUCUCAGAAGCCUUGAGAGGUCUUCUGCUGCGCGCGUCAACCUCACAGCUCAGCAUCUUGAAGCUUUGUUGCUCUUGAAGGAGCGCGUUGUGUCCGGAGCUCCGAGAAAUGUGUCCGCUUCAGUUGCGACCAGUCCUAUCGUGAUCUUCACUGACGGCUGCUUCGAGCCGGAUGCUGCGAACCCCGCUGGGGUGGGGGGUGUAAUGUUCGCUCCUUCGUCUGGUGGAGGCUUGAAGGUAAGGGCCUUUGGCUCGCUUGUUCCAAAGACGCUGCUUGAAGCAUGGCACGCCAGGGGCAAGCGACACCUCAUAGGCCAGGUUGAGAUGUUCGCUGUCAUCAUUGCCAGGUCGUGGUGGGCAAACGUCCUGGACGGUGCCAGGGUCAUUUAUUUCGUGGAUCACAGCGGUGUGCUUGCCGCCUGCAUAAGCGGAUCCUCCAAAGAGGAUACAUGGAGAAAGCUUUUGUGCGCAUUCGAGAAAGCUGAUUCGCUGCCUGCCAUGCAGUGGUUCAGCCGUGUUCCCUCACACUCGAAUAUCUCUGAUGGACCGUCGAGAGGUCGCUGGGAGGGCCUUUUGAGAGCUUUCCCGGAGUGCGUGAUUGAUGAUCCUUGUUGCCCUUUGACAGGGACAAUGCUUCAGCGCUUCGUUUAG
Molecule: messenger RNA, 4959 nt
Organism: Symbiodinium sp. CCMP2592
Lineage: Eukaryota; Dinophyceae; Suessiales; Symbiodiniaceae
Source: the annotation of a GenBank genome assembly